Molecule: messenger RNA, 1738 nt
Organism: Saccostrea echinata
Lineage: Eukaryota; Metazoa; Mollusca; Bivalvia; Ostreida; Ostreidae
Exons: 17
Coding region: 40-1722 (560 amino acids)
Biological process (GO): cell-matrix adhesion
Cellular component (GO): extracellular region; lysosome
Molecular function (GO): calcium ion binding
Source: RefSeq, a predicted model, not a curated record
CCUACUGUCAGAGGUAGGCCGCCGGUAACGAUAGUGAGGAUGUACUCUAUUCUAGCUCUCCUGGUCGUGGUAGGUGCUGUUUAUGCACAAGUUCCUCGACCCUGCAAUUCUCCACCUCAAUGGGAAAGCAGAGAGAUAAGAGUUGAUCCCUCCCAGAAGUUUAUGGAGCGUCGCCGCCUCAUCUAUGACGCAACAAACAGACGUGAAAGACGAUUCGAGGAGAUCGAAAUUGGAAGCGACAGAAGCUUUUAUGAUCAGCUCACUUUAUGGAAUGAAAACAAAAUGUACCAAGUAGAUCUGAAGACCAGAAAAUGUAACGUUACCGUUCCAUAUCGACCAUUUUUCCAACGUGGAACUUUCCCUGGAGAGAAGUUUGAUUAUGAGGGUGUGAUUGGCGGCGCUGGUCUCCCAAAUGAACAAGUCACAAUUCAGCAGUUUUCUAUGAAUACCACAGGAGACGCUCGAUUUUCUUUGGUAUCAUCUCCAGACUGCAUUCCAAUUCAAAACGUUCAUAUCACAACCAAAUAUGGAUAUGAACAAUCCAAUUAUUACGACUUAAGUGUUGGAAUUAGUGAUCCUAUGGCUUUUAUUCCACCCAGGGAAUGUGAAGAGGAAGAAGUUUUCAGAUUGUUUUUAGACCGAUUCCAUCUUAGAGCCAAAUGCCUUAGUGCAGACGUACUUGUAAUUCUAGAAAUUGUCUGUAAUGUAGAUCAGCCCACUUCUACUAGGUUAGCUUCCCCGUCUAUUUGGGAGUGCAAUGAAAUCAAAGUUGAUCCGUCUGCUAACGUCACCAAAAAACGGCGCUUGUCGUACGAUUCCAGAAACAAACGAGAACGAAGAGUAGAGACUAUUGAUAAAGCUAGCAAUAUAACUUCCUACGAUGAACUGAUUCUGUGGAAUGAGAAUAAAAUGUACAGGCUAGAUUUGAAAACCCGGAUAUGCAACGUUACAGUUCCACAUCGAGGUUGGAUACCACGUGGUACACACCCGGGAGAAAAAUUUUUUAGCCAAGAUUAUGUUGGAACACCUGGAUAUCCAAAGGAAAGACUCACAGUUUUACAUUACUAUGAUCUCAAUAUUGGUAUAUCGGACCCUAGAGUAUGGACUCCACCAAAAGAAUGUCUUCAAAGAAUGUUUCUCGUCGCAAUCUGUCUGUUGGUAGGUGCAGUUUCUGCACAAGCCCCUGUCCCUUGCAGUUCACCACCACAAUGGGAAGGCCGGGAGAUAAGGGUUGACCCCUCACAGAAGUACGAAGAGAAACGAUUUUUGGCCUACGAUGAAACACAGCAGAGGGAAAGGAUCAUGACAGAAAUAGAAAUUGGGUCAGAGAAGAAACUUUACGAUAUCCUUAUCUUACACCGUGAGAAUAAGAUGUACGCUGUUGACUUUUUAACGAAGAAAUGUAAUAUUACCACCAUCAACCGUCCUUUCCGUCCAAGGGGUGUCAUUCCUGGGUCAAAAUUUGAGGGGGAGGUCGUCAUAGGGGCAGCCGCCAUCCCCAACGAAUCUGUCACCGUUCUAGCAUUUUCUGGAAACUUUACUGGAGAGGCCUACACUGGGUUAGUCUCAUCACCAGACUGUUUCCCCAUCCAGAACAUACAUUUCUCCCAGAAAUAUGGAUUUGAGCAAUCAACAUACUAUGACAUCAAAAUCGGAAUAUCAGAUCCACAACUCUUCCUACCACCAAGAGAGUGUACCACACCCCCACCACCUGGAUACUAAAAUUAACAACAACAGA